UUGACGAAACAGCUUUUAAUUAUUUCGUUGUCAGAAAAGGAGUACCUUGACAAUAUUUUCCAAUAAUAGUUGAGAGUCCAGUUAUUGGCAGACUGGACCAGGCAAUAUAUCUGGAGGUCUUCUCGAUGAUUGGUUGGCGCCAGUGUGGAGGCUUGUCGUCAGUCUCCUCACGUCAGGGCUCACAGGCGGCGUGUGUGCUUUGAACUCCGCUGGUGAAGAAUGGCAAUAUUUGUUGACAGAGCGACGGAGGCAAUUACAUCAACUCCACCGCAAAGCCAGAAGGUCUCGUGAGGUGUCGCAGGGUAGGGACUUGUUCCAGCGACAAUAAAAAUCAGCAUCAGCUGACAUCACAAUGGGUGACAGAAACACAUACCUACACCUGCUACUCUUCACACUACUUACAGAGGCUUCGUGCGACCCUGGGAAGCAUUUCGUGGUUACCUUUCCCCAAACAUACGAGGGUGCCAACAUCGACACCACUCUUUAUUUCGCAACGGUCGGCAACGAAAGUGUCAGUGUAUCCUUGGCAACGCUUCCAUCAGCCCCUUAUGUCAUCAACAAAACCCUGAUUCUGGCGCCUGAUCAGAACCUCGCGUUCCCCGUGAACUCCUCGCAGGCCGUGCUUCCCACCGGAACUUACGUCACGGACAUGAGUAUUAGAAUUGUCUCGACUGGAAACAUCACAGUCGUGGUUAAAAACAAGCGGGGCUCGAACGGCGACACUUACUCACCCAUGCCUGUCGAGAAUCUGGGCACGGACCACUUCGUGCUGGCCUACAACAACACCCUCGGCGUCAGCGCCUCCUUUGUCACCGUCACAGCUGUCUACGACGACACUGAGGUGAACGUCACCUUCCCAUCGCAACGCCCCAUCAACGCCUCGGUGACGUUCGUGCUCAAUGGCGUUAUCUACACCUACAGUGACGUCAUAAACAUCCGACUCGGUGCGCUGCAAACCUUGCAGGUUCAGGCUUUGCUAGACCUCACAGGUACCCGCGUCAUCAGCUCCAAGCCAAUAGCAGUUCUAAGCGGAGCCAACCGAACCCAGAUCUUCAAAGGUACCUGCGCCUCUCACCUGAUAGAGCAGACGCCCUCAGUCUCCACCUGGGGCAUGACAUUCAUUCUCGUACCUGUCCCGAACCAACGCAUGGGUGACCUUUAUCGUUUUGUUGCCAAGGACCCCCAAACGACCAUCACCCUGGGAACCGGAAAACAAAUCAGGCUGCAACAUCCGGGCGACUUCGGCGAGUACCUGUUGUUGGCGGGUAGCGUGACGUACGCCAAGUCGGACAAGCCGGUCCUUGUAGGCCACUACGCCACGGAGCAGGAGUAUUACACGGGGUCAGACGGAGUUUUUGUGCGGGACGAAGGUGACCCCGGCCUGAGCGUGCUGACCCCUGUGGAACAGGCGACAGACUUUUACCGCUUCGGCCUCAACGACAACUACAAGAACACGAGUCACCUGUACGUCGUCUUCUCGGUGCCGACGAACCUGUCCUCGCAGCUGCGCAUCAACCAGCAGACCGUAGGUAUGUGGAACGUCACGUGGAGAAACGUCACAGGAGCAGACAACUACGUGGUUGGCUACGUCGACGUUGGGCCACACCAGCUUCCGUUCUCACUGGGAGCACCAGGGGGCCCGGUCUUCAACGCCUUCGUGCAUUACGUCACCAGUUGCGAGAGUUGCGCCAUGUCUCUGUUCCAUGGCUACCCAAAGGAUCUGACACCAGCAUCCUAUGUGUGUCCUACGUCAUCGUCAGCGCCUGGCGACGGCAUCGACAACGACUGUGACGGGAAAGCCGAUGAAGAGCCAUGCUGCGUCAACAGCGAUGCGAAAGACACAGACGGCGAUUCGUACAAAAACGAGGACUGUCGUGGGAUUGCCGGAGCCCACGUGUGCUGCUCGAAUCAAGGGACGCAAUACGCAUGUCAGGAACGUCAGGUUAGCGCCAUGGUCUACCAGAUCAUCGAUCAUCGUCGACGUGCGGAGGUCAUCACCAAGGCCAAGACCAACACACAAGUAGUAUGUGUCAUGACAUGCAUGUCCACCAGAGCCUGUUGGGGCAUAAACUUUGACCCCACAGCACGCGAAGGGCACUGGUGCGAGCUCCUUUUCGGUCACGGUCUUGGGUUAAUUUUCUCGGAUGGCUGGAGCUUUUGGCCCUUAAAUCCAAGAUCCGUUUACACCCAUCUUUAAAAUUAGUUGCCAACAGCCUUGUCACCUCGUCUUUGUUCUACAUAUAGUUAUCCUAGAGGAAGUCCAAAGAUGAUUUUUGGCACUUGAAUGGGCCAAGUGAUUAAAAGUGACAGAAACAAGACAACCAUAGAGCGAUAAAAACGUUCCUAUUAAAGCUAAUUUUUUUAGAUAACAUUUAAAAAUAUAAGAAUAUAUUAUAUUCUUUAAAGUAUGCGCAAAUGUUUUGCCAUUCCAUUCACCAUUGGUCGCUUGUCGUCUGAGGGACUAAAGAGAUUGUCUCUUUGAGAAGCAAAAUGGUUUCUCUAAGCACACGAGAAACAGAAGCUGAGAAAAUCAUUGUUGACAAAAUAGAACGGUGCACAAACAGUUUGCAGAGGUGAAGCUCACAUAAAAAGCGACAAAAGAGAGAUUUUAAAAUUAUACACAUGGUCAUGGCCAAAGUGGACUAUACGAUGUCAUAUGUUGAGCACAACUCAUUCUCAAGACUAGAAUGCUAAAUGUUGUUGUUACGUAGAGAUUAAAAUACCCAUUUUUAUGUUAUUAUAUCGCGAUUGUUUUGCAAACAAUGUAAAAGAAGAUUACACGAUUAUUAGAAUAAUACUUUAUAUCUGAGACUCACUUUGUUCUUAAAUUGCUGGCAAACACUUGUCACACAGGAGGUUCAUCCUUCAGCCAUAUAUUGUGAAUUAAAAAAUGUCUUUACCAUAAAAUGCUUCUUAAGCAAUUCAGCACAUUAAAUGGAUAGCUGUUUAGUUCCCAAUCAUGAAAAGAUAAGUCCUUUGCCUCACCUGGCAGGUGAAGUCAGGGGCAUAUAACAAAGCCAUACCUACUUAUAAAAAGGUAAGUUUCAGGGUUAAAUGGAAAAUGUUUGAAUUAAAGAACACAGCGGCCAGUUCAUGAGUUGCUCUUAAAUGAUAAUGAUGUGGGUUGUGAAUUAAAUUAAAUUUAAUGAAUUAAGAGUUUGGCGAAAAGGACAAUGUAACUGAGUGACUUAGCAUUGUCAGGUUGAGCGAGGUUCUUGUUGCUCACAUGGUGCAUGGGUUGGGAACAUUUUUACCUCCAAGCGCCAUUUUGAUAUUUAUCACAAAAUUUGCAGGAUAUACAGAAUUAUUUACUUGAAAAUGAUCUUGCUCUGUUUUGUCAAGAUUUAGCUCCGCCAUAUUGUUAACAAUUUUGUAACGUGUACAGUACCUACCUUCCUGUAAGUUCCCACAAUCCUCACUUUUGUAAUAAAAUGCCAGAAAAAAUGCUCUGCGCCUAUGCAUAGCAUAGCACAAUAACUUUUUGGAGUCUGUAAAAUGUAUCUUUUUGACUAUAGUUCCUAGGAAGACAAAGUGUAUAGUAAUAAACCAUGUUUUCCUGAUGUUUUCUGUUUGUGUUGUGCAAUGAGAGUACAUUAAUAAUAAUGAUAAUGGUAAAAAUAAUGAUAGUUCACACAUACCUCCUUCUGGAUGGGUCGUCAAAGACAGACAGCCUGUAAGGCAGACAGAUAU
Molecule: messenger RNA, 3690 nt
Organism: Pomacea canaliculata
Lineage: Eukaryota; Metazoa; Mollusca; Gastropoda; Architaenioglossa; Ampullariidae
Exons: 8
Coding region: 353-2197 (614 amino acids)
Source: RefSeq, a predicted model, not a curated record